Molecule: messenger RNA, 3338 nt
Organism: Arvicanthis niloticus (Nile rat)
Lineage: Eukaryota; Metazoa; Chordata; Mammalia; Rodentia; Muridae
Source: RefSeq, a predicted model, not a curated record
GGCGCCAGAGUGGAGUCUCGGCUGGCUACCACCCCCUGGACCUAACUGGCUAGCCCUGGGUUCCCCUGGCAUCCUCUGAGGGAACGACUGCCCAAGGUUUCGAGAUCUGGGGAUACUUGGCUAGACAGUUCAGGUGGCCAGGAACUCUGCCAGCUUUGGUGUGACCUUGGGUAAGUCUGUGGCUCAGUUCGUGCACCACGAGUGUGCAGGAAAGGGGUGGUUGAGAUGACUAGGAUGCCCCCCUUGGGGCAGUCGAUGGGCAAGGAUUCUGGGCAGAGCUGGAGUGGGACCAGGCUACUAUUAAGAGACGGGCACCGGCGGCGUCCCAGGUGGGUGGGCACAGGGUAGGCGUUCGCGCACGCGGGGAAUAGGAGCCCGUGGACCCGCCAGGUCCUGGGCUUAGUCCCUCAGAAUCACGCCUGCCAUCCAGUCCCAGGUACGAAACAGGGGCACUACCUCUUUAAACGCGUCCGGGGCUGAGCCUCUGCCACACCAUGUGAUUGCUUGAAAGGCCGGGCUGGGAGCGCAGCGGCGGGAGCCUGGAGAACGAUGAGCCGAUGUGCGCUCGGUGCCCAGAGCCCAGCCCUGCCCGGCGCGGCUCCGGAAAGCCUCCCGGGGAACUUGGGGCAACGCCUUUGGGACCCCCUACUGGCUGGCAGGCAGGAUGGUGAGCUCUUUGCCUCCGGGUCGGCGGACACCUGUGGGCAUUGUGGAUGCACAGGGGAUCCUUGUGGAGUAAGUGUAGUUAGUGGGAGCUACCUCACACCUGAUACAAAAGCCAGUGGUGGAGUGAGGGCUGCUAUUUUAAGUUGCUGAAUGGAACCUCUAAGGACAAGGGGAGGGGACAGAGGUUAAGCAGAUAGUGAGCCUGAGUGCCUGGCCAGUCUGGGCAGGCACUGCAUCCGCUUACUGAGGCACAUCUUCGCAGGGCUGCCUAUGUUCCCCUCCUUCCCAGGCUGGCAUCCCCACCGCAGGCUUCCUGACCACAGGUGCUGGCCUCGUGCCCCAGGGCGCCUGUCUGCUGAUGUGCCCAGCUCCUGCCCACCAUGCCGCCCUACAUCUCGGCCUUCCAGGCUGCCUACAUUGGCAUCGAGGUGCUCAUUGCAUUGGUCUCUGUGCCCGGAAAUGUACUGGUGAUUUGGGCUGUGAAGGUGAACCAGGCACUUCGCGAUGCCACCUUCUGCUUCAUCGUAUCCCUGGCGGUAGCUGAUGUGGCCGUUGGCGCCCUGGUCAUCCCACUGGCUAUCCUUAUCAACAUUGGGCCACAGACCUACUUCCACACCUGCCUCAUGGUGGCCUGUCCUGUCCUCAUCCUCACCCAGAGCUCUAUCCUGGCUCUGCUUGCUAUCGCUGUGGAUCGAUACCUCCGAGUCAAGAUCCCUCUCCGGUACAAGACAGUGGUGACUCAGCGGCGGGCAGCAGUGGCCAUAGCUGGCUGCUGGAUUCUCUCCCUUGUGGUAGGCCUGACACCCAUGUUUGGUUGGAACAACCUGAGUGCGGUGGAGCAAGCCUGGAUAGCCAAUGGCAGUGUUGGGGAGCCCGUGAUCAAGUGUGAGUUUGAGAAGGUUAUCAGCAUGGAGUACAUGGUCUACUUCAACUUCUUUGUCUGGGUGCUGCCACCACUGCUCCUCAUGGUUCUCAUCUACCUGGAGGUCUUCUACCUGAUCCGAAAGCAGCUCAACAAAAAGGUGUCAGCCUCCUCUGGUGACCCCCAGAAGUACUACGGGAAGGAACUCAAGAUCGCCAAGUCGCUGGCCCUCAUCCUCUUCCUCUUUGCCCUCAGCUGGCUACCACUGCACAUCUUGAACUGUAUCACCCUCUUCUGCCCCACCUGCGAGAAACCCAGCAUCCUGAUCUACAUUGCCAUCUUCCUCACACAUGGCAACUCGGCCAUGAACCCUAUCGUCUAUGCCUUCCGAAUCCACAAGUUUCGGGUCACCUUUCUGAAGAUUUGGAAUGACCACUUCCGAUGCCAGCCCAAACCUCCCAUUGAUGAAGACCUCCCAGAGGAGAAAGCUGAUGACUAGACUCUGCCUUGCUCCGUCCAGCCCACACCCGUGGCUCUCUGUUUAAUCCCCAUGUCCUCCCUGUCCCCCCGUCCCACUGUUCCUCCUCAGCUUUCCCAGCUGGGAUAUGGGCUGUGGACACCAGGGAGGCUCUGAAGAGAUACCAUGGAAUAGGGCUCCUUCUAUAAGAAGCUAGCUGCCCUGUACCUUGGGGACCUGGAGGAGGCUUGGAGGUGGGGCGGGCUAUGGCAGAGAACUGGGUACCCUGAGGUGAGAAGAGAGUCUUGUGUGCCCCAUUCCUGGCUGUUCUCUGAGCCAGGGUUAGAAUAUUCUGGCUCCUACAGUCAGACAGGGGAGCCUGCUAUUAGGUGUUGGUGGCCCAAGGGACCGACUUCAAGGUGAGGAAGACAGUCCCUUAGCAGUGGAAGAUAGAGAGAAAUGGAUAUGUCCCGGCUUUGCUGUCUCUCCUGUUCUGUAGGAGAAGAUAGUGAACCACAGGGAAGGAGACCUCAGCCCCUCCUCCAAGAAUUGUGCCACGCAGAUCCAGACCCCGAGAAGCCCCAGGUUGUACUUGAGAGAGGCAGAAAGAAUGGGUCCAGGGAUUGUCUCUCACAUUUGCUUUUUUCACAGCCUGGGACUCCCAGUGGGCCACAGAGUCCUUGGGAAUAAAAAUAGUUCAGAAGGUGCUGGCCUCAAAUAGCCAGCAGGGGGCAGCACUGAGCCCUCCUUGCCCUGAACUUUCUGGGAGUCUCCAGUGUAAUUUUCUGUCUGGGCCACCAAGCUUCACCAACUCUCAGAGCAGGCUUGGACUCUCCUGAGGGACACCAUCUCUGCAUUUAAGCCCCAGGAGAAGAGAUUCCCCAGGAAGGACAACCCUUGGGAGCAUGCUGCCUGAGAGAGGGAGGAGGGGAAGAAAGCGUCCAAGAAGAUCUCAGGUGACCAUGGGCACCCCUGUUGUGAAGUGUGAAAGGCCAGACCAGACCAAAGGAGACUGCUGUCUUCAGUGUGAGGAAGUGCCUUGCUGGCAUUUAAAUAUCCAAAAAACGCUCCUGGAGGUGGAUCUAGCUCAGAAGUGUUACAAAUAGAGUGUAGGCUUUUUUUUUUUUUUUUUUGGGGGGGGGGUGUGUCUCAGGUAGGACCAAUUUUUACUCUGCUGAGCCUGGAUGUCUUCCUUGUAUGGACAGCAGGCAGAGGAGGGUGUCAGGUUCCCUCCUCCUUGGAGGGUGAAUAUUGACUCCAAGUCUUGAUUCCAGGCUCUUCCCUCAGUGGGAGGUAAGGUAUCCCUGACUCUCAAGGAGGCCCCUAUGUCUAAUAAAAGAUUGUGAAACCCUG